UUAAAACAUUGCUUACAUAUCUCCAAGCAAGCAGGCAACAACCAUUGAAGCAGAAGCUUGUGGUUUUGGCAAAUGGCCAAAUCUGAGUGGUCUCAAAUUUUGGCCAUAGCCAUAGUUGCCACCCUUUUGCUAUGCAUCAAUUUUGCAACAUCAUCAGACCCAUUUCUUCACCAACACCAUGACAAGGUUGGUAGGCUCCCUGGUCAAAACUUCAACACCAGCUUUGCACACUAUUCUGGCUACAUCACGGUCAAUGACAAAGCUGGGAGAGCACUCUUCUACUGGUUCAUGGAGGCAGAUCAUGAUCCUCACUCCAAACCUCUUCUUUUAUGGCUCAAUGGAGGACCUGGAUGUUCAUCCAUUGCUUACGGGGAGGCAGAAGAAAUUGGCCCGUUUCAUAUAAAGCCAGAUGGCAAGACCCUUUAUCUGAAUCCUUAUUCUUGGAAUCAAGUUGCCAACAUUCUUUUUGUCGACGCUCCUGCUGGAGUUGGAUUUUCCUAUUCAAAUACUUCAUCUGACUUGCUAAACCAUGGCGAUAAGAAGACAGCUGAGGACUCUCUGAUAUUUCUAUUGAAGUGGUUUGAGCGUUUUCCCCAGUAUAAAGGAAGAGACUUCUUUAUCAGCGGCGAGAGCUAUGCAGGGCAUUAUGUUCCUCAACUUAGCCAAGUUAUUGUGAAGCACAACACAGCUGGUAAAGAAAAUGCUAUAAAUCUGAAAGGUUACAUGGUGGGAAAUGCUCUGUUAGAUGAUUACCAUGAUCAACUGGGCAUGUACGAGUUCAUGUGGUCAAGUGGGAUGAUUUCAGAUGAAACAUACAAGCUUUUGAACCUGCUAUGUGAUUCUCAGUCACUCAUACACCCAUCACACUCAUGUGAAAAUAUUACUGAAAUUGCUCAUAGAGAACUUGGCAAUAUAGAUCCAUACAGCAUCUUUACUCCUGCUUGCCAUGCUAAUGUUAGCCAGUCAAGUCAGCCAGUGAAAAGAAAGCAUAGAUUUGGUAGACUCGGUGCUGGGUAUGAUCCUUGCACAGCGGAGCACUCCACUAUAUACUUCAAUCUACCUGAGGUCCAAAGGAUUCUUCAUGUUGAUCCAAAUCAUAAGCCUGCUAAAUGGGAGGCCUGCAGUGUAGUGAUAAAUUCCCACUGGAAGGAUUCUCCAAGAACAGUGCUCAAUGUUUUUCAUGAACUUAUUCAUUCGGGACUGCGGAUAUGGGUUUUCAGUGGUAAUACAGAUGGAGUACUCCCUGUAACAUCUACUCGCUAUAGCAUAAAUGCUCUCAAGCUUUCAACUGUGAGCCCCUGGCGUCCAUGGUAUGAUGAUGAGGAGGUAGGAGGAUGGACUCAAGAAUAUGCUGGACUCACGUUUGUAACUGUAAGGGGUGCAGGCCACGAAGUUCCUCUGCACAGACCAAAACUUGCUCUGACUUUGCUCAAAUCCUUCUUAGCAGGAACCUCCAUGCCCAAGCUCGAGCAACUCAGCAACUAGUGAAGUUUAUGUUCACAUUUCCAUUUGUUUUUACCAUGGAAUAUUCCUCUAAAAUUCUCCCUUAUUCAUCGUGAAUUAUAACACAAUAAAUAGGGGUUUGAAUUGUGUGUGUGUAAAACUUAUGUUUUCAAACGAUUAUAAGUUUAUAAAAGAUUUUCGCAAGCA
Lotus japonicus is the source of this 1650-nucleotide messenger RNA. Its product is annotated as serine carboxypeptidase II-2-like. Gene Ontology annotation, biological process: proteolysis. Lineage: Eukaryota; Viridiplantae; Streptophyta; Magnoliopsida; Fabales; Fabaceae. Bases 73 to 1485 code for a protein of 470 amino acids. Gene Ontology annotation, cellular component: vacuole. The transcript is spliced from 9 exons. The record is from RefSeq and is a predicted model, not a curated record. Gene Ontology annotation, molecular function: serine-type carboxypeptidase activity.